UGACAAUAACUUCUACGUGAAACAUUAACAACAGUAAAUCUAUGAAUGAAUAACAAGAAAUAACAGAUUUUGGGACAAAACAAACAUACAUAAUCUACAAAACAGGUAUAGCAAGGAUAAUGUUAGCGGUUUUUCUUCAGAAGGAGGACAACUGUUCUAUGAUUCAUAGCAGUAAGGUAGGCCUAUAAUUGAAAGUUACUUGGGUAAGUUAAUGAUGGGUAAAAUUAGUUAAAAUACUACCUCAAUUCUCACCAUUAAACAUUUUAUUCCGGUUGACAUUUUCAUUAUCAAAUUCCAGAAAUAAUUUGUUUUCAGUAAUUAUUUGACCUUACACUCAUGUGUUUCAUUGUUUUUCUGUCAAACUCACAAUGGAACUGUAUUGCAGAUUUCCUCUAGCAGCCGUAAGAGUGGGGUUCCCCGGGAUGAGGUCUGCUCUUUAUCGUCAGAGAAACCUGGGCCUGCCUACAAUCCCCAACCGUUUAGAGGAAUUUUGCAAUAUCCUUCACAGUGAGGAGUGGGGGCACCUCAAUUGCUGUUUGGCUGAGGAAGGACAUUCACAAUUUUUCCAAACAACAAUUGGGGGAAAUGAGGAAGAUUGGACAGCUGGUGUCUACCCAUCAAGGAGGCUGGCUGGCUGCUCGCCUGGUGAACACCUACCAUCUCAUCUCCACAUCGAUGCUACAUUCAAGACCGUCCCUAGAAAUCUAGGAGCAACACAAUUAUUAAAUAUUCAUACAGAGCGUGAUGGACAUCUUUUCCCAAUUGAUUUUGUCCUUAUGACGAGAAAAACCGAAGCUGCUUAUCGUAGAGUGUUUGGCUGGAUAAGACAGAACAUUCCCAACUUAACAACAACAACCAUUCUGUGUGAUUUCGAGCCAGCUAUGCGGGCAGCAGCGCAGGCAACAUGGGCACCUCAGCUACUGCUUGGCUGCUGGUGCCACCUGGCAGUGAGUGUAUGUCGCUUCUCCCUGACAGAGAGAGUCACUUGUCCUGAUGACUUCUACUGCUGUGGAGUGGACCAGUGCUGCAAACUCACCUUUGAGAAUCAGUCCAACUCUUCCAAAGAUUCCUUUGAUGACUGGCUGACAGGGUUUUGUGUGCGAGCUGUCAUUGUGACAGGUUUUAUGGUUAUGCUGUACAUCACAGGGGUCUCUAUCAAGAUAGUCAGGAACCACUACUUUGGUAAAUGCUGUCCUGAAAUAAGCAAUCUUCCUAGGUACAAACCUUUGGAGAAAAAUUCAAUUGCAUCAAACCUUGACAACAUUUCAACCCUUAUUGGAACACCAUUCUACCAGGUUAAUACUGAUCAAGUUGGAGUGUUGAGAGGUGGUAUAGCUGCAGUUCCUGUUUGAAGACUGUAAAUAUAUAUACAGCUCGUGACAUCUAAGCUGGCACUUGUACUUAGUUAAAACAUUAUAUCCCGUCAUGCGGGUUGCAUCAACUGUCCUUGCGACCCAUACAAAGGUGCUCAAGUAAUACAAGGGGAGUCCGGGAAGUCAACCCCGUGAGGCACUGGAAAUGUUUGCAGUACGGUCUUUUCCCUACCUCCACCCUCCUCCCGCCUACACUGCCCCUGCUAGGACCAUCUGGGCAUCUGGGCUGCUAGUGCCAGCUUAGAUGUCACGAGCUGUACAUAUAAUUUAAUUUCAAAUUGUAUUGAAUACAUAUGAAGAUUGAUAAAUAAUUGUAUCUUAGUGAUAUUAAAUUAUUAAGUUUUCAAUGUACAUUUGUGUCAACAUUUUAA
This is a messenger RNA of Macrosteles quadrilineatus (aster leafhopper), 1744 nucleotides long. RefSeq lists its product as uncharacterized. The transcript has 8 exons. The record is from RefSeq and is a predicted model, not a curated record. Bases 369 to 1352 code for a protein of 327 amino acids. NCBI's taxonomy places the organism in Eukaryota, Metazoa, Arthropoda, Insecta, Hemiptera, Cicadellidae.